Molecule: messenger RNA, 774 nt
Organism: Equus caballus (horse)
Lineage: Eukaryota; Metazoa; Chordata; Mammalia; Perissodactyla; Equidae
Source: RefSeq, a predicted model, not a curated record
AUGAGCGGAAGUGCGCCGCUUCCUUCCGGCCGGCGCCGCACGAGACGGGGCGGGGCGCCCCGGGAGGGGGCGGGGGCUCGCGCUGACGGACGGCUCUCGGGACCUAUGGGCGCGGCCGCCGCGGCCCGGCCUCCCCGGCGCGCCCCUUCCCGGGGGCCGCUGACGCCCCCAGCCCCCCAUUUCCAGGGUGUCGCCCGCAGCCCUGCGCGGUCGGGCCUGGCUGUCUCAGCCUCUGGUUGCGGGCGGGAGCGCGGCCCCGCCCCCGCGGCCCUCGGCGACCCUGCGCGGCCGCCCUCCGUCCGCGCCCGGAACCGCGCUCGAGGACGGCUGAGGCCGCAGGUCUGUGGCUGCGUGUCGGGCCCCGGCGGGCGGCGCGGGCGCCGGGCUUCGGCGGCGGCCUCCGAGUGGGCGCCUGCCGCGGAGUCCGCCGCGACCCCCGAAAGCCCGCGGCGGGGGCGCUGCUCCUGCGGCGCCUCGGGGGCCCGGGGUGGGACGGGGCGCACGCCCGUCGGCCCGAAAUGCGGCGCCCGGGGCGGCGAGGCGGGAGCGAGCCAGCUUGCGGCGGGCGCGCGGGCAGGGCCUGGCUGCUCUCGGCCUCCGCGGCCGCGCGGCCCGCUGUGCAGGCGGCGCCGGCUCCGAACUUCCCGGGCCGUCGGCGUCUGCGGGGCCAGCGGCGGGGGCGCGGGGUGCGGGGACGUGCCGGCCCCCCGUCAUGGAGAAGAAAGUGUCGCGUUCGUCGUCCUCGACAAACGUUUAAGGCGGCCUUCCUUUUAA